Adineta ricciae is the source of this 972-nucleotide messenger RNA. The record is from the annotation of a GenBank genome assembly. Lineage: Eukaryota; Metazoa; Rotifera; Eurotatoria; Adinetida; Adinetidae.
AUGAGUAAUGCACGGGGAUAUUACGCAGGAUCGAUGUUGAAGAAUGGAACAGUGUUAGUGGCAGGUGGGUCUAAUGGUGCAAGUUAUUUGAACAGUGCCGAAUUAUAUGACCUAUCAAGAGGUAAUUGGACAACAACAGGAAAUAUGAACUUCUUUCGAAGAUCUCAUGCAGCAUCCGUUUUGUUAAAUGGAACUGUGUUAGUCACAGGCGGACACAACACUGAUUUUCUAAACACCGCUGAAUUAUAUGAUCCAUCAACAGGUAAUUGGACAACAACCGGAAAUAUGAGUAUGACACGAGCCUACCAUGCUUCGCUUGUCUUACAAAAUGGAAAAGUCUUAGUUGCAGGUGGACAUGAUGGUUAUACGUUUCUGAACAGUGCUGAAUUGUAUAAUCCGUCAACAGAUACUUGGACAACUGUAGGUAAUAUGAGCUCUCCCCGAAGAUUACCCUCAUUAGUCAUGUUAACAAAUGGCAUUGCAUUAGUGGCAGGUGGAUAUAGUGGUAGUGUUUUUCUGAACAGCGUUGAUUUAUAUAAUUCGUCAACACAGACUUGGGUACCGACCGGAAAUAUGAAUGCUGCGCGAGGAGUUUUUACAGCAUCGAUAUUACACAAUGGUUGGGUGCUCGCUGCAGGUGGAAAUAGUGGGAGUGGCUAUUUGAGCAGUGCUGAAUUAUAUGACCCAUCAACAGGCGUUUGGAAUAUGACAGGCAGUAUGAAUAAUCCACGAGGACAGCAUACAGCAUCGAUCUUACCGAAUGGAAUGGUGCUCGUUGCUGGUGGAUACGACGGUAGUAGUUAUUUGAACAGUGCUGAGUUAUAUGACCCGUCAACGGGUAUUUGGACAACAAUAGCAAGUAUGAAUGCUUCACGAUGCUAUCACAUAGCAUUUGUCAUAGGCAAUGGAACUGCGUUAGUGGUUGGUGGACUUGUUGGUAGUAGCUUUCUCAACAGUGUCGAAUUGUAUUGA